Volvox carteri f. nagariensis is the source of this 342-nucleotide messenger RNA. RefSeq lists its product as uncharacterized. The annotation marks the transcript as partial. The record is from RefSeq and is a predicted model, not a curated record. Lineage: Eukaryota; Viridiplantae; Chlorophyta; Chlorophyceae; Chlamydomonadales; Volvocaceae. Gene Ontology annotation, biological process: regulation of DNA-templated transcription. Gene Ontology annotation, molecular function: DNA-binding transcription activator activity, RNA polymerase II-specific; protein heterodimerization activity; DNA binding. The transcript has 4 exons. Gene Ontology annotation, cellular component: nucleus.
UUCAAGAAUCAUCAACUUCCGCUCGCUAGGAUUAAGAAGGCAAGGCAGCCUAUAAUGAAAUCAGACGAGGACGUGCGCAUGAUCAGCGCGGAGGCUCCUGUCCUUUUUGCCAAGGCUUGUGAGAUGUUCAUUUUGGAGCUGACGUUGAGGUCUUGGAUGCACGCCGAGGAAAACAAACGCAGGACACUCCAGCGAAACGACGUGGCAGCCGCAAUCACAAAAACGGAGAUCUUUGACUUCUUGCUUGACAUUGUUCCUCGAGACGAUAGCAAGCAGGACGAAGCCGGGGGGACAACAGGGCCGGCGGGGACCACCACGCCCAGUGCACCCCCGGCACCACCG